AUAUGCUUGCAGUCGAAUCAAGUAUUAUUUUGGACUCCUAUAAACUUACUUGAUUACGCCCCGUACAUAUCUACAGUACUAGAAAAUCGGAGGAGUAGAAUCCAAGGAAUAAUUUGUAAAAUAAAUAUAACCUGAAGUCUAUUCUAUACUUCAUAGAUUCAAAUAAAUCACAUAAAAAUGUCGCAACUGGACCUGGACCCUCAGUUUACGCAAGGCUUACAUCUCUUACAUUCGACUAAUAAGAAUUCUGCGGAACAAUUACGUGCGCUUUUAGACGAAGCGAUCAAGCAAAAAUAUGGACCAUCAAAGAUGUUGUCGAAUGUGUUACAUAAAAAGUAUAUGAUGGAGGAACCAGUACUGAGCGAUCAUAGCAGUGGUAGCAGCAGCAAGAAAAGCAAGAGCUCUUCUUCGUCUUCUUCCAAACAUUCAAGCAAGUCCAGCAAGAACAGCUCACCUGUGAACUUACCUACGAGAGACACACCGCCCGAUAUUAUUCAAACUGAUAAUACGUUAGCGUUUGAAAUAUUAGAGGAUGAUCUGGCGUGUGUUAUUUGUAAAGGGAUGGACGUGGGAGCCAGGAACAGGCUUGUCGAGUGUUCAGGAUGCCAUUCCUUGUAUCAUCAGGAAUGUCAUAUCCCACUCAUUGAAGAUUCGCAGAUCGAUGUUCCAGGACUAGCCUGGUAUUGUUCCAAUUGCUCAAAAUCUCAGGUCCCAAAAGAAAGGAGCUCACCAAAGACAGUGAUAGAAAGCAAACCAAAAGAACAGAAAAAAUCGAAUUCAAGUAGUGCGAACAAAGUAACACCGAAUAUACACAUUAUAAGCGCAGACAGAAGAUUGAAAGAUAUGAUGAAGAAAACAAAGCAGGAUAAACGAAGCACAAGUACUGCUCAGAGCUCAAAGAAUUCCUCGUCCAAUUCGCCGGCACUGUCCUCAACGAAAUCUCAGGAAAAAUCGUUAUUGUACAAAGUCAAGUCGGGCGUAGAAUGAACUCUCGCUUGCACGAAUAGCGUGACGAUAUUUUAAGAUGGAUGAAAGACUUUAAAAGAAAUUUUAUAAUGCCGGCGUUCUGCCGACAAUUAGCGAAUGCAAUAAGAUGAAAUAUUGAUAACUCCUUAUAGGAAACUGAACAAGUUUUGCCAAAGAUAGUAUAAAUGAACUUCAAGCAAAUUAGAUUAAUAUUAAUUUUACACGGCACGAAAUUUCCCGAAUUUGUGCUGCACCUAAGAUUUUUACUUUUUAUAUUGUCGUAUACUUUCAUCGCUUGGUGAGGCAGUUUUUUUAAUGUAAUUUGAUAAAGGUGAUUUUUUGUACAAGUGUACGUUAAGUUGAAUAAAAUAAAACGAAUCUAAUUUUAUGAAACGAAAA
Messenger RNA from Ceratina calcarata, 1365 nucleotides. Its product is annotated as integrator complex subunit 12. NCBI's taxonomy places the organism in Eukaryota, Metazoa, Arthropoda, Insecta, Hymenoptera, Apidae. Gene Ontology annotation, cellular component: integrator complex. The record is from RefSeq and is a predicted model, not a curated record. Gene Ontology annotation, biological process: snRNA 3'-end processing. The coding region runs from base 178 to 987 and encodes 269 amino acids. The transcript has 4 exons.